AUGUUCGCGGAACCUUAUACUAAACGGAUUUUUGCCUGCAAUGUUCGACGACCCAGCAUCUCAUCCAUUUUCGUAAGAGCUCUUUAUUCGGCUGGUGUAGGUGUUAGUCAGCCUCGCAAAACGACAAAUUCACCGCCGAUAACCACUCUCGGCGUAGAACUGGCAUCCGCAACUGGGCUGUGUCCGUACUCUACACCGCAGCACACUAGAAGAGACAAAUAA
This is a messenger RNA of Marasmius oreades (fairy-ring Marasmius), 222 nucleotides long. RefSeq lists its product as uncharacterized. The coding region runs from base 1 to 222 and encodes 73 amino acids. The transcript is spliced from 2 exons. The record is from RefSeq and is a predicted model, not a curated record. NCBI's taxonomy places the organism in Eukaryota, Fungi, Basidiomycota, Agaricomycetes, Agaricales, Marasmiaceae.